UUACAAAACCAUAUGUGAUAACAAUGGCUAAUGAAAAAUGUCAAGUUUGUGAUGAUAUAUCAAUUGGACGAAACUUUACAGUAUAUUCAUGUGAAUCUUGUAAAUCAUUUUUUAGAAGACAAAUAUUCAAGAAUAAGUUAUUAGUUUGUAAAUUCAGUGAACAAUGCGUUAUAAAUGUCAAAACUCGACGCUUAUGUAAAAAGUGUAGACUUUAUAAAUGUUUGGCCGUAGGAAUGAAACCGGAAUUAGUACUGACUAAAGAUGAAAGACAUAAACGAAAUCAGAUUAUUAAAGAUAAUCGACAAAAGAGAUCAAAGAUUAGACAAAACAGACAUUCAUUGACUAUAACGAGUAGUACUUUUUAUGGCGCUAAAGGAGAUCAACAAUUAAAAGAUUUGAUUUUUUCUAUCAAAUCAAUGUCCAGUUUUAAGGAAUUAUGUAUCGAUGACCAGUGGAUACUCAUUAAAGACGGAUAUUUUGAAUUGGAUUUAAUAAGAAAUUUUAAAUUUUUUGAUAUAAAAACACAAACAUAUUUAUUACCAAUUGACGACAAAACAACAGGACUUAUGAAUCUCAAUGACAUUAAACUAUCUGAAGAGUCUGAUAAAAGUACAGAAAAAGUUUUAGAGUUGACUAAUAGAUUUGAAUUGGUAUCGGAAAGGGAUCCCAUUAUUUUUGAAUUGGUAAACAUAGCUAAUUAA
Molecule: messenger RNA, 701 nt
Organism: Oppia nitens
Lineage: Eukaryota; Metazoa; Arthropoda; Arachnida; Sarcoptiformes; Oppiidae
Product: retinoic acid receptor RXR-alpha-like
Exons: 6
Coding region: 24-701 (225 amino acids)
Biological process (GO): positive regulation of transcription by RNA polymerase II; negative regulation of transcription by RNA polymerase II; cell differentiation
Molecular function (GO): zinc ion binding; nuclear receptor activity; RNA polymerase II cis-regulatory region sequence-specific DNA binding
Source: RefSeq, a predicted model, not a curated record